Messenger RNA from Mugil cephalus (flathead mullet), 1527 nucleotides. It is a transcript of the gene vti1b, whose product is annotated as vesicle transport through interaction with t-SNAREs 1B. Lineage: Eukaryota; Metazoa; Chordata; Actinopteri; Mugiliformes; Mugilidae. The record is from RefSeq and is a predicted model, not a curated record. Gene Ontology annotation, biological process: intracellular protein transport; intra-Golgi vesicle-mediated transport; regulation of protein localization to plasma membrane. Gene Ontology annotation, molecular function: SNAP receptor activity; SNARE binding. Bases 301 to 987 code for a protein of 228 amino acids. The transcript is spliced from 6 exons. Gene Ontology annotation, cellular component: late endosome membrane; Golgi apparatus; SNARE complex.
CACAAUAUUUGGCAUUACUACAUGGGGUUAAAUUAUACGUGGAAUGUGAAAUUUAAUCUACUCGAAUUCCCAUUAAAAUAUUUCCACUAAAAUGUUUUUUAUAUUUUAUUUUCCAUCCGGAGUUUAAGGCGCUAUGUCACAAGAGCCGUCAUGCGGAAGAGUCCCGGGGAUCUGAUUAUCAUCAAAGCAAAACCACAAGAUCAACUAAUAGACGAGACCACAGCUAUCGUUGUUUUUUUUGUUUUACACAGAAGGACAGUAGUAUUUUCUGAGUUAGAGUAAAGCUAGAGCUAUUGCAAAAUGUCCUCGGAGGAAUUCGAGAAGUUACACGAAAUGUACAAGUCUCUGUACGAAGAGCUCAAGCAAAUGCCGGAGAGGGCUCUGAAAUGCCAAGGAGAGGAGAAGAAGAGGCUGGUGAGGAGCUUUGAUGAGAGGCAGGGGGAGGCUGAGGAAGUGUUACAAGGAAUGGAAGAUGAGCUGCGCUCUGCGCCUCCGUCCUACCGGAACACCAUGAGCACCAAGCUGCGCCUGUAUCGCCGGGAUCUCGGCAAACUGCAGAGGGACAUGAAAAGCUCGGUGCCCGGGUUUGGCUUCUCGUCCCAACCAGCGCAUCAGGGCGUUUACUCAUCACAGAAUCAACAGAGUACACAUCUGCAGUCCCAGAGAGCUCUGCUACUCCAGGGCACAGACUCUCUGAACAAUGCCAGUCAGAGCAUUGAGCGAAGCCAGCGCCUCGCCGCUGAGACGGAGCACAUCGGCAACGAUAUCAUCGAGGAACUGGGAGAGCAGAGGGAGCAGCUGGACCGCACCAGAAACAGAUUGGUCGAUACAGGAGAAAACCUCAGUCGCAGCAGAAAAAUCCUUCGCGCCAUGUCUCGACGGCUGGUGACGAACAAGUUGCUAUUAGCCGUCAUCAUUCUAAUGGAGCUGGGCAUCCUGGGCGCUGUGGUUUACUUGAAGUUCUUCCGGCCAUCAAAGAAGCCCUGAGCCGUGGAUCCGUCUCCACUCACCAUCCAGUAGCAAUAAUUCCUGUUCCUGCGGGUGAAGCCUUUUUCCUGGGAGGGGACUGCGGCGGCAAAUCCAAGAAACUGUUAAUGGACCAAACCUCCGAACGCUCUCUGAACUGAGAUUUGCACCGUUCAGUCUGUCAAUGCCACCGACGCGGGAGAGUGUUCUGGCUGCGACAGAGCCCAGAGAUGAUUAAGAUUUUAGCCGAAUCAGCGAAUGACUUACUGCUCACUCCCACGUGGGAGGACUCACUGGUGAAGGUACAUGGUGAAAUGACUCCUGCAGAGUCUGAUCUCUUAAUGUUGCCUUUCCCAGAGCCCCUGUGUUUGACGAAUGAGGUCAAAUUCAUUACUGACGUCAAUGUGAAAAUGUGUGAAAGGUCUUAAUCUUGAUAUUCUUAACAGUUCAUGUCUCAUCACUGUAUAAUAAUAAUAAUACUGAUAAUAAUCACUGUUAGAAGUAGCGAUCCCGGUUCCUUAUCUGACCGUCAUCAUGUCAUUAAAGCUAAUCUUUAACUUC